GCGGAGGGGAGGAUGGGGUGAGUAGGGGGAGUGACGAUGCUGCAACUGCAGGCGUUAUUAAACACGAGCUCCCUAAGAGGGUGGAGAGGCGAGGGGAGAGAGAGAGAGUGUGUACUCUCACAAUCCAAGCCUGGAGAGAGAGAGAGAGAGAGAGAGAGAGAGAGAGAGGAAGAUGGGCUUGUUCUAACAGCUUUGACUGCAGUUGCGCCCGGUUUUCGGAGUGUGGAAGGAGAGUCGGGGUGGACCAGGGCAACGUGACGAGGAAGAAGGAAAGAGCGCAUCGCGGUGCAACGCCCCCCCCUUGGCAUGCGAGUGCGGCCCCAGUGGGGCGCUCCGUGUAGACGCAGCCGUGGGACGGAGUGGUCUCUGUGGAGUCCGAGCCCGGACUGAGAUGCGCUGCGGUUGACCCGGACCACACGGGAGCAGUUCUCACCAUGCUGGGGAAGGAUUACAUGUUGGCCAUCAUCAUAGUCAACUACGAUGAUAAUAUCUGGAAUGAUCAGAACCUGGGCCUGGACUCGGAUCUGCCCCCUGGGUGGCGCACCAUCCGGGACAGCACCGGCACCUAUUACUGGCACAUCCCCACUGGGACCACCCAGUGGCAGCACCCGUCGUACACGUCUGAGGAGGAGCGGAACGCUGUGGGCGACCUGAAGGGUCUUGAUGCUGGAGCAGCCCAAGGAUCAAGGACGAGGCAGAUUGAAAGCCCACUGUCCUCCAUGAACAGGAUGGAUUACUCGUCUGGCUUGGACCCCGACUCCAAGCAGUGCUUUGCGGUUCGCUCCCUGGGCUGGGUGGAGAUCCCAGAGGAGGACUUGGUACCUGGAAAGAGCAGCAUCGCCGUCAACAACUGCAUCCAGCAGCUGUCCCACAGCAAAAGCGAGGGCUGGGAUGCCAUGGGUGCCUGGGGUCAGGGCCAGGACAUGGUGAUGGUGCUCAAGAAGGACACCCUCAGCCUGGUGGACCCCAUGGACCACAGCCUCAUCCACUGCCAGCCCAUCGUCAACAUCCGUGUGUGGGGUGUGGGCUGCAACAACGGCAGCAGAGACAGAGACUUUGCCUUCGUGGCGUGCGACAAAGACACCUGUAUGCUGAAGUGCCACGUGUUCCGCUGCGAUGUCCCCGCAAAGGCCAUCGCCACCACUCUGCACAAGAUGUGCUCUAAGAUAGUCGCGGAGAAGGCCUCCAUGCACCCGUCUAUGUCCCGCUCGCUUACUGUUGAAAGCAUCUCCUCCGAAGACCUCCCACUUCAAGUGGACUUCAUGGAUGCCGCGAGCCAGCGGGUGCAGAGGUUCCAGGUGCAGUACGUGGGGAACCUUCCCGUCCCGCGGGCCAUGGGUAUGGAGGUGCUGAACCGGGCAAUAGAGAGCAUCAUGAACACCACGGAGAGGGACGAGUGGGAGCCCAUCAGCAUUCACGUGACAGAUGCGGUGCUGUCGUUGUGGAAAGGACAGGAAGAAGCAGACCCAUUCUGGGAGUGUCAAGUCCGCUACCUGACCUUCCUGGGCGUGGGUCACGACACGCACACCUUUGCCGUAAUUGUGGACACUGGGAGACAGCGGUUUGAGUGUCAUGUCUUCUGGUGUGAGCCGGAUGCUGGCACCAUCUCAGAGGCAGUGCAAGCUGCAUGCAUGGUGCAGUACCAGAAGUGUUUGGUGGCGCAGACUCCACCUCUGAAGUCAAAAAUGUUAUGGACGGGCUCCAAGGUGAAGAGAGCCACCUCCAUGGACAUUUCUUCCCUUGAGUCCCGCCAUCAUGGACCCUCUUCCCCAAAGUUUGUCACAUCCGGGGUGAGGAAAGGCAUGGCGGCGUUCUUCGAGACCUUCCGGAGCAAGCAGUCGGCAGUGCCGAUGCCUUAGUCCCUCAUGGAGGGACCUGGGUGGGCACAGUAAACAGGUGUAAAUGUAUUUGGGUGUGUGAAUCUGGUUUCUGACUUGGGGUGAUCAUUGCAUCAGUGAAUGGGUGUCUUUUUUCCCCUGUGAUGAUGGCAUAUCUGCGAGAUGGCCUUCGAAGCGAUGUACAUAUCUGAACAAGAUGUGUUGUGUGCUGCAGUUUUUACAUGAAAACCCAGGUGCUGUACUGUCACAUUCCAUACCUCUUUUUCCUGACUCAAAGCUAGAAAACCAAGAGUCUUUUAACUGAAAGUUACCACGGAAUACAAAACCUGACAGACCAGACUAAGCAAAGGAUCCAACCGAUGGCCAGUUUAGCACAUGACAUAGGAAUCAAAAUCAUGCUGUGCAAUGAACAGACGUGCCAGUAAAGGCAUCUAAAAGCUAUUCCGAAAGCUUGGUAGUGGUAGUAAAAUGUAAAAUUAACGGCAUAUUUAUUGUGCAUUUACUUUUCUGCUGUGCUGUACGUAGAAGCUGUCCAUGACUCUUCAAGUUAUUUUACACGCUGGAAUGACGAGUCAAACGGGUGUAUUUCAGCCUUCAUCCAAAAAGAAUCACAGCUGUUGAACAGGCACAUCAGGAGCUUGAAUUAACGCUUCCAACACAGCCAAAUAAAAGAUUUUGCAGGACGGAUGAUUAGAACUUGAACGGAACUUCUCAAAACAAUUCUAGAAAGGCUCUUCAAAGCCAUUCAAUCCGCAUCCUAUAUUAUGUUUUCUGGAAUUAUUCAAAGUAGAGCGUCUUUCACUGUCAGUCACCAGUCACUUGAUGCCCUCGCUAUUAUACCUGGUGUGGCGAUAAAGGCACGUGUAGUUAAAAGAGAGUUCGCUCCCACUCCCGCUCUCGUCGACAAGUCGAUAAUCCACGACACGCCAUGGCAGAAACUACCGCCACGGCCAACACAGACACGGCCCAGGCGAGCUGUGUGAAACUAUUAAAUAUUAAAGCCCGCUUUAAUAUCGAAUGAGCACGUUACAGUACAUAAGCGGGUGAAAAUAGGCCCCUUCCACUGCUCCUUCCUUCUUCCUGGUUGCUUGGGCACAUGGAGGACAUGAGGAACAUGGGCAACGCUAGGCGCGCUUGGAUGCCUACAGACACGAUGGUGUCGAAACAAAGCACCCUCAGCAAACGGGUGUCCAAGUUACCACCCCAGCGGCACCGAAAUGUACACAACGAUCAAUACAAUUUUAAAAAAAUGAAUGAUUUAACCCGUGUAAAAGGAAUGCAUAGCCGCCCAACAAAAUAAUAUAUACGUGCGGGAGUGCACGACCCUGUCUGAUGUCCUGGGAUAUGCUGCAUGACUUUUUUUUUUCUUUUUUUUUUUUUUGAUGACUUGCUAAUUUGGGAUUGCGUGCGAUGCUGUAUAUACAGUAUGUCUGUCAUGAAACUUGAUAUGAGCAUCAAUGAGAAUGGCACUGGCUUGAGCAAAUUAAUACCACACUUCAGAAUGUACCCCUUUUUGUCAAUUAUAUAAAAAGAAAAAAACAAACAAAACAACAACAACAAAAAAAAAACCUUUAUUCAGUCAA
Messenger RNA from Scleropages formosus (Asian bonytongue), 3421 nucleotides. Its product is annotated as amyloid-beta A4 precursor protein-binding family B member 3-like. Gene Ontology annotation, cellular component: cytoplasm; nucleus. Gene Ontology annotation, biological process: regulation of DNA-templated transcription. The record is from RefSeq and is a predicted model, not a curated record. The coding region runs from base 435 to 1859 and encodes 474 amino acids. Lineage: Eukaryota; Metazoa; Chordata; Actinopteri; Osteoglossiformes; Osteoglossidae. Gene Ontology annotation, molecular function: transcription factor binding; amyloid-beta binding. The transcript is spliced from 13 exons.